AUGUAAGUACUAAUAUUGUUUUAUACCAUUAUAGUAGAAUUAAGGUGGAAUCCUCAAAUGAUCAUCUUAGUGAUACAGAAAAUACAUUGCACAAAAUUCACACUUUUUUUCAUAAUGAACUCAUUUAGCAAAUAGUCAUAGAUGAAAAUUAUUUGAACAUAGUCAGUCAUAUUUAUAAAGCAAGAGUAAUGUGUUAGUCAAUGGUGAAAAAUUCAAAGCUGUUUUAGAAAUUGAUCUGAGAUUCUGUGAUUUAUACUACCGCUAAUGAUGGUUUCUCAUGUGCUUAAUUCCAGUACCAUAGCCAUCACUGGAGUAUCCAUCUCUCUCUUUCAAGGACUCCCAACAUUUCUCCCUUUUAGUCCUUCCUCCCAACAACUCAACUGGGUAGAUCAGUUUUUCUGUUGUGCUGCCUUUGGCCCUUUCUUACUACCUUGAUAUCAUACUUUUAAGUCCCACGCAUGAGAGUGAACAUUCUGCAUCUAACCCUUUCUUUCUGACUUCACUUGGCAUCAUAUCUCUUGUUCUGUGUUCCCGCAAAUUGCAUGAUUUUGUUCUUUCUUAGAGGUGCAUAGUAUACCAUUGUGCAAAAAUGCCACUUUUGGAUCCAUUUAUCUGUAGAAGGGCAUUUCAGUUGUUUCUUGGCUACUAUACUAAGCUUGGCAAUGAAUACAGGCAGGCAUAUAUCCUUCUCAAUUAAUGUUUUUGUGUUUUGGAGAUCAAUGCCAAGAAAUAGUAUUGUUGGAUAUAUGAUAUUUCUAUUCCCAAAGAAUUUGGAACAAAGCAACAGUAACCUAACUUUCUAGAAAUGUCUUAGGUUUUACAAUUAAUUAAAAUAGAGAGAUUGUUUAGAAUUUUUAAAACUUGGAAUUGAAUUCUAAAAGACUAUUUUUAAAAUUUUUACCUUAAAAUUUAUGUUCACAGCACUUUUCAAAGACUGACUGUCACUAUAGCUAUAUACUCGAUCCCAAUAUGGGUAGAGCAAAAAUUUCAUUUCAAUUUUGCCAGUUCUUAUUCUGUAGCACUGUCCUCCCGUUGUUCAUCCAUUUGCUCGAGUGGGCCCAGUAAGGUCUCCACUGUGAAACUUGUUACUGUUGUUGAAAUAUUACCCCCCUAACAGGACAUAAAGAAUGUAUAAAUAUGAGGAAAGAAUAGAAAUAAUGCAUUUUGUUAAAUCAUUCACAAAGUCAUUCUUGUUCUUUUUGUUGAUGUUGUACUGAUUCUGAGAACUGAGGAUAACUGAAAAUGCCGUGAACCUGGCUGAUGAAAGGUGUGGGCCACUAACAGGGAGUAGUACUCACUCAUGGAAAGGUGGAAGCAAUAGUCCCCUAGGAUCUUCAUCCCUCAGUGACUGCAGAGUGAGAAAUGAAUGUGGAAGUCUGAAGCUUCAGGUGGAAGCCAGGAGGAUUUGGCGGAACCACGUGGGUGCCAGGGAUUCAACCCAGGUCGGCAGCAUACAAGACAAGUGUCCUGCAUCCUGCAUUGCCUGCCCAGCCCGGAGGCUAGAUUUGAACCCACAAAGGACAUGGCAUGUCAACUGCUCUUAAAAUAAUUUAUUAACUAUUAUUACUGCUGAAAGACAUGGAAGUCUCCUAAUGAGGUGCCAUGGGAUUCUGGAAGAUCACCCCCUUUCUGGCUCUCAGCAUUCUGGCCCUGACUCAGGUGGGGAUCCUUCAGGCUUUACCUAUCAGCACUGACAUGGAGAGUCGCCACUACCCUGAUCACUCCCCUAAAGAGGAAUCACGACUUCAACUUGCUGAUGUAGUAAUGAAAGUAUAUGCUCUGAAGAUGAAGGCCACUGGGCUGCCACAGAAGAAAGAAGUCACUCGCCUGGACGCCUCCAGAGGGAAGCGGUGCAGUAAUCUGAGCACCUGUGUGCUGGGCACGUACACGCAGGACCUCAACAGGUUUCACACGUUCCCUCAAACUGCAGUUGGGGUUGGAGCACCUGGCAAGAAGAGAUUCAUGCCCAACAGCAUGGAGAGAACCCGGGGCUCUCACGUUGGCAGGCUCCAGAAUACCUAUUAAAUCCUCCCUCUCCUCGUCCAUUUUGGCUUUCUCUGGAUAUUCUCUGGCUGCUUUUUGGACAAGUCAAUGGCUUUCUUAAGAGGCACUAAAGUCUCAGAUGGGAGGAGAAAAAGGGCUCUGAGUCUAGAAGAGAAUCACCCAGUAAGACAGUAGGGAAAGGAGCCCUGUAAGUUCCCUAAGGAUUUCACAGCAGAGCCUCAUAGUCUUGUUUCUGAGUAUACUGAUCUCUGGGGAA
Messenger RNA from Sorex fumeus (smoky shrew), 2260 nucleotides. Its product is annotated as calcitonin-like. The record is from RefSeq and is a predicted model, not a curated record. Gene Ontology annotation, cellular component: extracellular region. The coding region runs from base 1603 to 2025 and encodes 140 amino acids. The transcript is spliced from 6 exons. NCBI's taxonomy places the organism in Eukaryota, Metazoa, Chordata, Mammalia, Eulipotyphla, Soricidae. Gene Ontology annotation, molecular function: calcitonin receptor binding; hormone activity.